Messenger RNA from Macrosiphum euphorbiae (potato aphid), 537 nucleotides. The record is from the annotation of a GenBank genome assembly. Lineage: Eukaryota; Metazoa; Arthropoda; Insecta; Hemiptera; Aphididae.
AUGAAGGAAAAUAACAUGAAAAAAAAACAAAUACGUACUAAACGUACGAAUAAAUUAAAAGUUCUUCGUAUUAACCAUAAAAAAGUCGAAACUGAACCAAAAUAUAAUAUCAAACCUUUCAUUUUCAAUUCCUGGCACAUCAAGUCAUUUACAGAUGACAAAAUAUAUAUUGUGGCUAAAAGUGAAAUGAAAGAGUGUGCCAUGUACUCAGAUGAGUUUACUUGCUCCCUUCCAUGUACAAUAUGUAAAACUUGUUUCCACGAUUUCAUUUGUAGCUGUCAUGAUCACUGUAUUCGAAAUAACAUGUGCAAACACAUUCAUGCAGUCGGUAUGUACAAUCUAAGCUCUGAACAUAACAUACAUUUGGAGAAGGAUAAAGGUAAAAAUAAUUUAGAGAUGGCACAAGACAAAGAGCCUACAGUCAAUCACAAAAAUCAAGAUGAACUCUUGGAUAUCCAUACUCGUCAAGAUGAUCAGGAUGUUGGUAACAAAAAACACGUGCCCAUCACUCUUAAAAGUUUCAUUAGGGAAUUCUAA